AUGGUGAGUGACGGCAAGCCGUCAGCUUUGCAUUCUGAGGUGCUGUUGCGUUUGAACAAUUGCUCAGAUCAAGAUGCCGCCCUCAAUGUGACACUCCCGGGAGCACAGUAUCUCGAAGGGGAGUUUUCAGUGAUGAGCAUCUUCAAAAGCAACGCUUCAUAUUCGCGUCCAGGAACAAAUCCCCAGCGGCAACUGCUGCUGAGUCGAAGAGAGAAUGUGGAGCGGGUCCCUGAAUCAUGUGCAAAGUCGAACUGGUUGUUCCUACACAUCAACUCUUCUGACUAUGAGGAUGCAGAGUCCAUCCACGCGCCUGAGUUCUUUGGGAAUGCUAUGGCUUGCACCGACACGGAUGUGGUUGGCAAUGCCUUCAAACACGGCCAGGCCGCCUUUGAACUGCAGCUACUCCCACCAGAACUCAGUGUAGCGGAAGCUGCCAGUCAGCCUGCCGUGCAAGGGGGAACCUUGGCUUUGUCAGUUCCAUCAUGCUCAAAACCAUUGGGCGACUUGGAGUUUGGCACGGUUGAGACGCCUGGCAUCUAUUCAUUGCAUCCCUGUGAGUGCUUCGGGGAAGCUUAUGCCAACGCAGAGCCGGUGGAUCCUGCCUCCAAUGCGGCGGUCCCGCGCAAUGCACAGGGCGCCUUCAACAAAGGUACAGUUCCUGAUCAGCGCCUGUUCUCCGGGCCUUACACCUGUGAAGAGACGGCCUCAUUGGGACAGUUCUCCCACAUCGACUUGGCAAGCUGUCAGAAGGCAUGCUCCGCCAAACCAGAAUGCCAGUUCUACUUGUUCGGAAAGACCUCAGAGAUUUGCACUUUGCUCAAAAGUUGCAACUACGUACAAGAUGUGGGCCUACAGGUUGUGAACGAGUUGUAUGGAAUGGUCCCUCAGGAGGGAUCUUAUUGUCACAUUGCUAACCCGCGAAAAUGCUGGCAAGAAAUCAAGCGCCGAAGCAUGUUGAGUUUUGCACCUUCAAACCUACCGCCUUGCCUGUUCCAAAAGCAGUUUGAGGCUUGUGAUACCUUGCAACUUAUUCUUGGAAAGGAAGAUGGCCCUUGCAUGCGCUGCCAGUACAUCGACACUACAAGCCCUGAUGGACGCUCAUUUGCUGCAGUUGGCAUGAGUAAGAUUCCUCUUCCUGAGAUCUUUCCUCCUGCUUCGCAGAUCUCCGUGGGAUGCAACGACACCUCCAGGAUGUUUGCCAGACUGCAACAUGGACUUCAAUGGGAAGGCCCUCGUGAAAGUGAUUCGGCCUUUACGUGUGUGAGCGGUGAGUGGAUUGGCGAACAGGGUCCUUGGCAGUAUUUGUCCAAUUUUACGUGCCAAAGAUGUAUUCAAGUUGGAGACGCCAACCUUCAGCGUUUGUCUUUGGUCUCGAUGCCGGAGAUUUACUUCUUGGAGCGCAGGGUGGUGCAUGUGACCUACCCCUUCUCCAUCAAUGGCUGCACUCGUGCCAGCGCAAAAACAGCCUCUCCAUUGGUGGCCACAGAGACCCAAAUGUUCCUCGACGUGGCAAAGGAUCAACACCUCCAACUGGAGGUGCUUGAGCCUGAAUCGUUGUGGUGGAUUGAUUCAACAUCUGGCCACCUACGAGUGAGAUAUAAUGUGCUUGAUCCAAACAAGGAGUGGUGUAUUUGUGACGAUGGCCAUGCUUUGCAAGCCUGUUUGUGUGAUGCGUCGUUCCAGAAGAAAGACUUCUGGCUCUUCGAGCAGGGUGUUAUUCGAGCAUCCAGCGGCACAAAAUGCCUCCAAGCUGACAAGACAUUGGCAGUGGCGACUUGCCCAAACGGCCGGGAUCUGAAGUUUAUUUGGUACUUCAAGUCUGGGAAUUGUUUUUUCGGCUUUGAUCUGAGCAACACCGCGCAGAUGCUUUGGACAGCCACCGUUGAGACGGCGGCUGAGACGCCGCCCUUGCGCUUGGGGAAUUUGGCCUUCAAGGAGACUCGAAGCGAAGGCGAAGGCUUGUUCCAGAUAUACAUCGAUUACCCUCCUGUCAAUGCCAAACUCUGCCUCCAUGCCGACUUGACGAUGAAAUUGGGCCAGGGGUACAUGAUGCAAAUGUCAUCUGAGUGCCGAUCAACUUUCCUUUGGAGAGGAGCUCACAUAGCAUAUUUUCAUCUUGGGGAUCUGAAGACGACCUACUACUUGCAGACCAUCGAGGAUGAUCAUCAGCUGCGCUUGAUCGCCGCAAAACAGACCACUCCUGGUCCUGAAUUCAACUUCGUGGUCUCUGGUGGCAAGAUCAUGCCAGCCUCCAGUGCCUCAGGUUCAAAGCAGUGCUUGCGAGCAAAGAGCAUGAAGCCAAGUACCGCCACCACCAGCAACGGUCUUAGGAGCCUGGUUAUAGAGAAGGGCCAAGCCAGGAACUAUACUGCGUGCACGAGCUACGGUGAAUUCUCCGGCUUCAUCAAACAGAAUGGGUGGAGCCAGGUUUGCCGAGAGUCUGGCUUCUUGAACGUGGAGCACACCUCUUCGGGAUUUUGUGUAACCCAAAUGCACGAUCCACCUUUGUUUGGAGCGAACUGUGACGACGCAGAUGAUCAAAGUGUCCUGACGGAUGUGAAGUGGCCGAGUUCAAUCUCCCCAGACCCACAUGGUAUCGGCCCACGAUGUUCCGCACGCUGUGCUCGCCUUGGCUCUAGUUAUGUGAUGGCCGAGAAGCCGCCGGUGCAUUCUUAUGACGCUCACGACGACACAACCACCGGCUUGGUGAACUUCACUUGUCCUUCUGGUUCUUUCCUUGCAUCCAUCCGGGUGGAAUUGUUUCCAUCCAGCCACUCCUACACGUUCAAAUGCAUCGGUCCUUGGGGCGCCGUCUUUGACACGAGCAGUCCGAACAUGGUCCUUUUUGAGGAGUGCAUGAGCGACAGUGAUGUGUACGUUUGGACCGAAACGUGGACUUUGGAGAAGAUCGGCGCCCGCCCAAGCAGCGGGACGUGGACAGAACUCGAAGGCUGUGAAGCCUCUGUGUCAGUCGCCAUGCACGAGAAUCCAGAUCCAAAUGCAGAUGCACAAGGUCUCAACCUGUCGAUUCCUGACUUUGCUUCUCUUUCUGUGAAGGAAAAGGCUGGGUAUACAAGAGCUCCCGGCAUCCAUGUCACCACUCAUGGCGCUAGCAAGGUCCUCUUCACUUGUUUACCAGGCCAUGCAGAGGGGCCAGUGCUGGAUGGCAACCGUUCAACUUUGUGCGCCGAAAAUAUCGCUGUGAAGGCAAGCGAUUUGUCACAAUCAACUAGCUUGUUUGCAGACCGUUUCCAGACUUUGAUCAUUCAGAAAAGUUGUCCUGUGCUGAUGGAAGCGACUGGACAUGUCGACCCCAGCAUUGCGGUCAACACGGCCAAGGGGGGCAUGACGAUGCAGCAGCUCAGCCAGAUCCUUCGAUUGGCCUAUCAUGCCACACAGUUCGGGGAUCCGCACUUGCCGCCUUUCAACUACAGAGGCCCAACAUCAGCGUUUGCGGAGGUUGUGGGAUUCAUCAGCCUGCAGCCCAACGGCGCCCCUUGGGGUCUCACUUGCCCACCGGGGGCUGUGGUUGCAUCCGGAAGUUCGACCAUGCCCUAUUGUGUGUUCGUGGAUGCCUCGGAGGAAAAGGUCUUCUAUGCCUUCUCAGGUUCCAUGAGUUGCCCUGAUGGUACAGCAGUGAGCGGCUGGUACAACUUGCCUGGAACUCCUGUGAAGGGUUGGAGAAGGGGUCCUACGGUGGCCCCCAAAACAAAACAGGCUUGCGCUUGUUUUGCCGUUCGACAGCGCUGCUAUCAUCCUGCCAGAAUCCAACGGCCUCCUCUUGCCAAGGGGGAGGUAUUGUGGCGAGUGUGGCCUUCGACUCCAACCAGUUCAAGCUUGGCUGCUGCAAGCUGCAGAGGCGCAUAG
This is a messenger RNA of Durusdinium trenchii, 3867 nucleotides long. The record is from the annotation of a GenBank genome assembly. Lineage: Eukaryota; Dinophyceae; Suessiales; Symbiodiniaceae.